CGUUGGAGAGCGGCUCUCCUGCCGCGAGCGAAGCGAGAUCCCUCCGCCGGAGGGCCCCGAAUGCGCCUGCGCGCCGCAAAAGAGGGCGGAAGUGACCCGCAGAGAGGAGCUGUGCAACAUCCUGAGGGGGACGUGGAGAGCGAGCGGGGCUGAGCCUUGGCGGUUGUCUUCUGUUCUUCUCUUUUUCCCCCUCUGUUUUUUUCAUUCCCCCCUAUUGGUUCUCUCAUUCUCUCUUGGGCCUACUUUGUGUGUCCUUCCGCCGCCUGUCAAUCAAACGUCUCGUCCUCCUGUCUGUCUGUCCACCCAUCUCAAUCUUCUCUCCAAAACAUUAAUUACCCCCUUUUUUCUGCCAGUCCGGCCUCCCCUCACUCUCUCAAGGGAUACCAUUCCCUCCUCUCCUCCUCUUCUGCCCCCCCAAUCUGUUUUGCCUAUUGAACCUCACUGAGGACUAGCCCCUUGGCUAGCCUUUUAAAAGGCAUUGCUUUAAUUACCCCUGGAUUUGGGCUGCUCAGGGUUGGGGGGCCUGCCUUUCUAGACCCCCCCUCCCAAACUCCCUAAGUGGCCUGUUCUUUAAAACUGAAUAAGGACCCAUCCCCGCCUUUCAAUAUAUAGGAUCUUCAUCCGGAGAUUUUUCCAGGGUUGCCUUGGUUGCUUUAUCUUUUGGGGUGGGUCAGAGGGAGUGAAGUGUAAUUAUUACCUCACCCUUGGCCAUUGAAAAAAGCUGUUUCGUGCUUAUGUGAAAAAGGGGGAUUUUUGCCCCUCUGCCUUUUUUUCUGCAGGAAGGUGUAAGGGUGUCUCUUUAUCUGCCCCUCUCCUGCUUAACUCAAAACACCCACCUGUCUUCCUCCUCCUCCCUCUCUCUUAACAAAGCUGCUCUGGUUUUCUCUCCGAACCUUCUCCCGGUGCCUCUGUUUUGCCCUCUUCUCACUUCUCCGGAUUGCAAAAACUGGAACACCCCCCACACCCUCUGUCCACCCCCCCACCCCUGAAACCUGGUCUGUGUUGUUCUGUCCCUGCAAGAGGUCCCAUUGGGGAAUUCUGGGCGGCCGGUCUUGCUCUUUGCUUGUCUUCUGGUUUUGUUUAGUUUUUUCUCUCCCACCCGUUUCCCCGUCUCUGUGAUCUGGUUCCAGACGCAAGGCAUCAUGUCGGUGGCAGGACUCAAAAAGCAGUUCUACAAAGCCAGCCAGCUGGUCAGUGAGAAAGUCGGAGGGGCGGAAGGCACGAAGCUGGACGAGGAUUUCAAAGAAAUGGAAAAGAAAGUGGAUCUCACGAGCAAAGCCGUGGUGGAGGUCUUAGCCCGGACGACCGAGUACCUGCAGCCCAACCCGGCCUCCCGGGCGAAGCUGACGAUGCUAAACACCGUGUCCAAGAUCCGGGGUCAGGUGAAGAGUCCUGGGUACCCCCAGUCGGAAGGCCUCCUGGGCGAGACCAUGAUCCGGUACGGGAAGGAGCUGGGGGACGAGUCAAACUUUGGGGACGCCCUGCUGGACGCUGGCGAGGCCAUGAAGCGCUUAGCCGAGGUCAAGGAUUCCCUGGACAUCGAGGUCAAGCAGAACUUCAUCGACCCCUUGCAGAACCUGUGUGAUAAAGACUUGAAAGAAAUCCAGCACCACCUGAAGAAGCUGGAAGGCCGGCGUUUGGAUUUCGACUACAAGAAGAAGCGUCAGGGGAAGAUCCCGGACGAGGAACUCCGGCAAGCCCUGGAAAAGUUCGAGGAGUCGAAGGAAGUGGCCGAGACGAGCAUGCAUAAUCUCCUAGAAACGGACAUCGAGCAGGUCAGUCAGCUGUCGGCCCUGGUGGACGCGCAGCUGGAUUAUCACCGGCAGGCUGUGCAGAUUCUGGAUGAGCUGGCGGAUAAACUCAAGCGCAGAGUGAGAGAGACCUCGUCGCGCCCCAAGCGGGAGUAUAAACCGAAGCCCAGGGAAUCCUACGAGUUCAGCGAGAGCGACCAGUCGAACGGUGGAUUUGCUUGCAACCCGCCCCCCAAAGUCUCCGCUGCCCCCCUGGACCAACCGUGUUGCAAAGCCCUCUACGAUUUUGAGCCCGAGAACGACGGCGAGCUCGGCUUCAAGGAGGGCGACGUCAUCACGCUGACCAACCAGAUCGACGAGAACUGGUACGAGGGCAUGAUCCACGGCCAGUCGGGCUUCUUCCCCCUGAACUACGUGGAGGUGCUGGUCCCGCUGCCUCAGUGAAAACGGUUCUCUCGUUUGCUCUCUCUUUCUCAGCGUCUCCCUGUCCUUCUCCUGGCGCCCGCCUGUUCCUCGCCCACCCUUCUGGGCGGGCACCCAGAGACACGGGGGGCUGAAAAGAGAGGGGGGGAGCCUCUUUCCCAAACAUUCCACAGGGUCGCCCAACAUGAACGAGUGGGAACCCCUUUUGCAAAAAAGAGAAAGACAGACAAGGCAUGAAAUUUGGGUUUGCAUUGGUGCAUAAAUGAAGAAACGGAGGAACCGGGGAGAACCCCCCCAGUGGUUGGAGGGGACCUGGGGGGCAGAGCACAAAAGAUGCCAAAUGGUGGGAAUGGUGCACCCCAAAUCUCACUGCCCUGUCUCUCUCUUUCUCUCCUCUCCCUCUCCUGGCAUUUGAACUCGGGGGACGAUUGAGCCGGACCCCCCGAGGGAGCAGGGUAUGUGUGUUGGCCGGUGUGUUUUUACACCCGAUCAUCACCCCUUCAUCGUGGCAGUUUUCCUCUUUCUGUUGCAAGCUUUGGGGGGGGACUGUCGUUGUGCUAGUCAGGGGGUCUUGUAGGUCGUGUGUGUGCGUGUGCAGAUGGGGGACACCAGGCUGGCCUGGAUGCGGAACCAUUUGCAGCCAGGGGGUGGUGGUGGUGGGAUUUUUCAAUUGGAGGCAAAGUCAGAAACUAAAGCCUCCCCUGGCCUUUUUUUUUUCUUUCCUGGCCCUCCCCAGGGGUCGGCUCACGUUUAAAACACUACAGGGCCGCUGGCCUUCCAGCCCGAUGGCCCCCUCCAUGCAAAAUGAAAGCACUUAUUGAAAAUGUAACGCCUCUUAGGCAUUUUCCCCACCGCCUCUUCUCUGACCCCUUGGUUCCUUCUCUCAAAGCCCCUCCAGGACGGAGGGGAGACUCAGCAACCCAUCGUCCCGCCCAAACCGUGGCGUGAUCAGGUGGGUCUUGUAGUCCAGGCCAGAGAUGCCCAGUUGGGUUUAAAACUUAAGUCUGGGGAACAUCCACCGUCCUCGGUUGUCACAGCGGCUCGAGAUGGGCCAUUUGUCCGAACCAGGCGUGCCUUCUCUUACCACCUCUACCUGGCGUCCUGUCCUAGAAAAUAAAAUUUUUUUGAGAGCACAACUCAUCCUGUUUGCCUGGUGUGGCUUCGGCCGGAGGAAAACAGCCAUGGCUGUUAGCUACGAGCUAAGUUUUAUUUUAAUUUUAUUUGCCUCGGUUUCUGAAGCGUAACGGGUCAGUUUGAGGCAUAGCCUGUAUUAGGUGCAAAAGUGUAAGUGCACAAAAGAACACUGAAACCCCGGCCAGCUGCUUCUCCACCCGUUUGCUAAGAGGGCGGGAUUGCUUUUUGCACAUCGAGCCGGCAAACACAGCUCUGGCGAGAGGCUAGCUCUCUCCAAACCUGGGCGCUCCCAGAAACACACCCGUGAGUAAACGCGUGGAACAGGUGGAUCCGAUCGCAACCAGGUGGUGAAGAAAGCCUGGAUCCAGUUGGUUGUGAAGGUAGAGAGAAAGUCACACUUCAUGAGCCUGACGCCUGAUUCCCCUGCGCCCCCCCCCCCGGAGGUGCUAGCUUUCUACAUUCAGGUAGGUUUUCAAACCGGCUCCUUAGCCUCCUCGCUAGAGUCCCGUUCUCCCAAGGAGCCUGAAAACCAUCCGUUGCCCAUUUCCUAAAAUGAAGACGGCUGCAUUUCAGGUAUAAACCCACAAGAGUAGGCGUGUUAACAGCUGAUGGGGAUAUUCGCACUUAAGUCUUUCGAUCCCUGUAAAUUUCUCUUCCUCUAGAUUCAGCCUCAAAGGUGUGGGGUUGGGGAAAGCUUUUAAAACCUCCCAGGAGGGCGGAAGGCAGAUGAGCGCAGGGGGAAGAGGAGACUCAGGCCAAGGGAGCGGAUCCAUACCGAGGCGUUGAGCCACGUUAGGUAGUAUUUUGUAUUUUCCUCCUUUCCAAAAUAAAGAGCGUUCACCACGCCUUUUUCUCACUGCAGGCGGUGGAAGUCAACACAGCUAGGAUUCAUUCCCUCCUUCCCUUAUUUGCCCCCACACACCAAAAAAAUGUGGCAACCUCAUAGUUUGCUCCAUCUCUAAAACUGAUUUUCAGAAAGCCGCCAGAACAAUGUCCUUUAAAAAAGAAAGAAGAGGAUAUGGUAGGAAGCUGGCUGAGAUUUUACUCUGGGUUGAAGAAAAUUGCAUCGACGGGAGUGGCGGAUUAAAAUCAGGGAGCCAAGCGCUUGUUCGCACGCCUGGUCUCGUGCUAGGCGGCGUGACCAGCCCAUGGCUGGGCAUGCAGCCGGCACCUUUGCUACGAAUUUGCUUUCCUGCCUCUCGCAAUUCCAACUGGAAGGUAGAGGAUAGAACAGGGACCUUAGCAAGCCCACAAGGCUCCCCAAAGUUGGUGAUUAAGAGAAAUAAAACGUUUGCGGAAAACACCAAGUGGGAAACCCCAGUAAUACUUACAAACUGCCCGCGUUGGCGAUAGGAUAAUUUUCUCAUCUGAGUUCUCAGCUCGAGGGCCUGCUUUUUUUCCCCUGUCCCUUCCCCAGUACCCUGACCCACCUGUAAUAUUUAUAUUCAUAUAUUUUAUAUAAUCUACCUAUAUAUCUCAACCCACUUAUUUUGUAAGUCAUCCUUUCCCCCCCCCUCCCUCCUGCGGUUAGGGGAGGCAAGGUGGAUUUCCCCGGUAAUUUUCCUACAAGCUGCUUUAAAGACGUGUAUAAAUCUAUAUUUUUACCCCCUUGGCUGCUUUCGUGUAAAUUCCUGCAUAUUUCUUUCAGAUUCUUGUUUUAGCCCAAACGGAUUCAAUGUAGCCCAAAUGGAUUCUUUUUCCAUAUAUCUUUUGUCUUUUUUCUGAUGCCACUCCCAUGGUAUUGUCCGGCUGGGAAUGAAUUUGUGAAGACCAGCUAUAUCUUGGGUUGCUGAUCCUAAUUUGUGUGUGUGUGUGUGUGUGUGUGUUUCCAAGGGCUCCGAGCAGCUCCACCCCACAGAUCUUCUAUUUUUUAUCAUCCUCAGCCCCAUUUUCCCUUCCCCGUUAAUUAUCAUCAUACCUCCCAGGAGGGCCACACGAGUAAAAGUUACCCGGGAAAGACCAGACCUUUGUAAAUAACCAGCCCCAUUGCAUUGGGAUAUAAUUCCUGCCGAUUGUUUCCAUUUGAUCGCGUGAAAAAAAAA
This is a messenger RNA of Pogona vitticeps (central bearded dragon), 5350 nucleotides long. The record is from RefSeq and is a predicted model, not a curated record. Lineage: Eukaryota; Metazoa; Chordata; Lepidosauria; Squamata; Agamidae.